Molecule: messenger RNA, 418 nt
Organism: Nipponia nippon (crested ibis)
Lineage: Eukaryota; Metazoa; Chordata; Aves; Pelecaniformes; Threskiornithidae
Source: RefSeq, a predicted model, not a curated record
GAUCCUUCUGUUACACAAGUGACAAGAAAUGUUCCUCCAGGGCUAGAUGAAUACAAUCCUUUCUCUGAUUCAAGAACACUUCCUCCAGGAAAUGUGAAAAUGCCUAAUGUAUCCAGUACCCAGCCAGCAAUAAUGAAACCAACAGAAGAACCACCUGCUUACACACAAAUUGCAAAGGAGCAUGCCUUGGCCCAGGCAGAACUGCUAAAGCGUCAAGAAGAACUGGAAAGAAAAGCAGCUGAACUAGAUCGCAGAGAAAGGGAAAUGCAGAGUCUCAAUCAGCAGGGGGGUAGAAAAAAUAACUGGCCACCUCUUCCUGAGAAUUUUCCAGUGGGUCCAUGUUUCUACCAGGACUUUUCUGUAGACAUUCCUGUAGAAUUCCAGAAGACAGUAAAGAUUAUGUACUAUUUGUGGAUGU